Molecule: messenger RNA, 4222 nt
Organism: Haliotis rubra (blacklip abalone)
Lineage: Eukaryota; Metazoa; Mollusca; Gastropoda; Lepetellida; Haliotidae
Product: advillin-like
Exons: 26
Coding region: 118-2517 (799 amino acids)
Biological process (GO): actin polymerization or depolymerization; barbed-end actin filament capping; cytoskeleton organization
Cellular component (GO): actin cytoskeleton; cytoplasm
Molecular function (GO): phosphatidylinositol-4,5-bisphosphate binding; actin filament binding
Source: RefSeq, a predicted model, not a curated record
UUGAGCUAUUUUUAGCGCAUACCGGUUCAACAUAUCAUCAGGUACGAUAACUGUGCAUGCCUGUCAGCAACCUAGUAGAACUGUGUCGUCGACAAGCUCGGAAUAUCAGGCGUCAAGAUGGGAAGCCAAGUGGACCCUGCCUUUCGCGUGGUUACGCCAAACAGAUCUGGCUUCUUUGUAUGGAGAAUUGAGGACAUGAAGCCAGUCCAGGUGCCCAAGGACAGGAUCGGUCAGUUUUACAAGGGAGACUCGUAUAUCAUUCUGAGCAUGAAAGAGGUGAAGGGGCAAAGGUUGGAGCAGAAUAUCCACUUCUGGCUUGGCAGCAAGACGUCACAGGACUGGCCGGGGGCUGCAGCAUACAAGACUGUAGAGCUGGACGACUUCCUGGGAGGGGCACCUGUUCAGCAUCGUGAGGUGGAGGGCAAGGAGUCAGAACUCUUCCUCAGCUACUUCGCCAAAGGACUCAAGACUAUUGAGGGAGGUCACAAGUCGGGCUUCAAUCAUGUAGACAACACAUUCCAGAUCCGCUUGUACCAAGUAAAGGGCAAGAGGAACCCACGCAUCUCACAGGUUGAUAUGAGCUGGGGGAGCAUGAACCAUGGCGACGCCUACAUCCUUGACCUUGGUAAAGUCCUCUUUGUGUGGGUGGGCAAUGACAGCUCCAGAAAAGAAAACUUCAAGGCCCUGGAACAUGCCCGGUCACUUCGAGAUGAGCGUCCAGGAGGUAUUGUUGUAACUGUUGACGAUGGAGAAGAAGAGAAGAUGACAGCUGAUGAGAAAAAACUGUUUGAGCAACAUCUUCCCCUGAAUGAGAAGUCACAGGUCAAGACCACAGAGUCUGUUGCUGCCGAUAAUGUGUUUGAAAGGAAGAGUGCUGAAAAUAUGAAAUUAUUCUCGUGUCGAGAAGAAGAUGGGAACCUGACCAUCAAGGAAGUGAAGACUGGGCCGCUGUCUCGUAAGGACAUGACAUCAGAUGAUUCCUUCAUCAUUGACUGUGGGCCAGAGCACAUCUGGGUGUGGAUCGGUAAACAGGCAACCAAGUCCGAGAGAUCUGAGGCUAUGAGGAAUGCAGUGGGUUUCAUUCAGAAGAAGGGCUACCCAACAGACACAUCAGUGACACGAGUCGUUGAUGGUGGAGAGCCUUCAGACUUCAAGUGUCUCUUCCCUGAUUGGCCACAACCCCCACCUCCAGGAAAAGUCUACUCAAGAAGCAGAAUAGCUAAGACGGUCCAGACCAAGUUUGAUGCAUCAACUCUGCACAACAACACAGCCCUUGCUGCUGAGAGUCAAAUGUUUGAUGAUGGAACCGGGAAGGCCGAGGUGUGGCAGGUGCAGGACUUCGACCUGGUAGAGGUUGACAAGAACACCUACGGGGACUUCUAUGCAGGUGACAGCUACAUCGUCAAGUACACAUAUAAAGUGAAUGGCCGCGAGCACUACCUCAUCUACUACUGGCAGGGAAGCAAGUCUACAGCUGAUGAGAGGGGGACGUCGGCACUGAAGGCUGUGGAGAUGGAUGACGCCCUCGGAGGUGCCGCAACACAGAUCCGAGUUGUCCAAAAUAAGGAACCUCCGCACUUCAUGGCCAUGUUUGGUGGCAAGAUGGUCAUCUUCAGUGGUGGCAAAGCGGGCUGGCAGAAGGGGGACAAGGAUCUGGGCCCAGGGGACAAGUACAUGCUCCAGGUUCGGGGAACAUCGGAACUGAACUGCAAGGCUGUUCAGGUGGACCUCUCCGCAACAUCGCUCAACUCCAACGAUGUGUUUGUGGUGUUAACCAAGUCAACAGUCUGCAUCUGGGCAGGAAAGGGUAGCACUGGAGACGAGCGUGAGUACGGAAAGAAUAUAGCUUCCAGAUCACCAAGAACUCAUGAGAUGGUGUUUGAAGGACAGGAAAAGGAAUCUUUCUGGAAUAUUUUAGGUGGCAAACAGCCCUACGCUAGUGACAAACGGUUACAGGAUGAUGAGUCAGCCCACCCUCCUCGCCUGUACCAGAUUUCCAAUGCAUCUGGCAGAAUUAGAGCAGAACAGAUCCAGGACUUUGUUCAGGAUGACCUUGUGCCUGAGGAUGUGAUGCUGUUGGAUGUGUGGGAUUCCCUGUAUCUCUGGGUCGGAUCUGGAUCUAACAAGAAAGAGAAGGAUUCAGCAGAAACAGUUGCUCUGGAAUACUUGAGCACAGACCCAGCAGGGAGGGACAAGGACACGCCCAUCAUCAAGGUCAAGCAGGGUCUCGAGCCACCAACAUUCACCGGCUUCUUUGGGGUCUGGGACAGAGAUCUCUGGAGCAAAGGCAAGACGUAUGAGGAACUGAAGCAAGAGUUGGGAGCACAGGCUGUGCAAGGUUCGCUAGUCCAGGAGGCUAUGAACGGCAAUGACCAGGACUUCAACGAGGUUCCCAAGUACACCUACUCACAACUCAUAGUGGCAACAGAUGAACUACCCAGUGGGGUCAACCCAGAAAACAGAGAGAUUCAUUUAACUCCUGACGAGUUCAAGCAGAUCUUCAAAUGUAGUUACUGAAGAUUUUAGUAAAAAGCCAGCAUGGAAACAACAACACAUUAAAAAAGGCCUACAGCUGUUCUAGACAGGAUGACCUCCAAGUUUCAAAUAAUGCAUAACACAUGCUAUAUGUUCUCAGAACAUUCAUUACCUUUCACCCUUACCUGGCUGAAUGGAAAACUCCUUGGUUAUUUCAGGAAUAGUUCAUUUGAGAAAAGGAGUGUUAGAUGAAUUGAACGAAGUAGUAUUACCAUAUAUCUUUCAUGAAUUGUAUUUAUACAGUUAUAUAUGCAUAUGGAGCAACUUUCUGUUCAGCAGAUUCAAAUCAACAGUGAAUGAAAUAAUGGUGUUUAUGAUUGGCUGAAAUAACCAAUCGGGACCUAUCACUGCCAGGUGCACUCUGAUUGGUUGUUUAUUUUUUGUAGAUACAGAGGUAGAAAAGAUUUGUAUACUAUUUACAGACUGACAUUCAGUUAACAAGACCACAUAUUCUAAUAUACAGAAUUCAGCUGUAUCUACUUUUAGUUUUACACAUCCAUGUUUACUUUGUCAAUAUUAUAAUUGUGUGCAAUCUACACCUAGUAUUUACUGCUGAAAUAUAUUACGAGUUGGAUACAAGUUUCUGGCUAAAUUCUGUCUCAUGGAAACCUUCAAAUAAUGUUACCACUGUGUACUGUUUUGAGAGUUUCUGGGUAAGUUUUAUAUUUUAGCCAAUGCAUUUCUGUACCCAUGAAAUAAAUUCUUUUGUAAGUAUAAUUUUCUCCUCCAUAAGUAGAUGUGGAUAUUGUUUAUUUCUAUUUACUGAUAUCAUUCCAACCUGCUGAAUUCAUUCCAAAUAUUGCUGAAUUUUAUCACUUUUCACCAGUUUAAAAAUAUUAUCAGUUCUGUGAAAGCCUGAUAUUUUGUUUUACCUCAUUCUUGUUGUUUUGAUACAUAAUGUUUUGUGUUGGACAUUAUUCAAAAAUAUUAAGUCCUCACUUAUUAACUUGCUCACAGUUUUAUAUUUUGAUUUGUUACCAGUUUUGCUCAAUGGACACAGUGCAGAACAAUCCUACGAAUGUAUGCAAAGUUUAUGAAGAGUAAUUUAUUACCCUUAACGUCACAAUUUCAACAUUUGGUUUUCAGGCAGUGAUGCUUAAACAUAAUGAGAAACAUGGCCAGUGUAAAGUUACUUUUUGUGUAAUUUUUAGUGUGAGAAGAAUUUGGACAUGAAUCAGUACAGCUUGAAGUGAGAUUCUUUUGCCUGGAAACCAAGUGUGUCAUUAUUUAGCUUGAGAGAACAUAACCUGGUAUAAUCAUUAUCCGUUUCUAAAUUUCUUAUGUACAUCAUGAUAUAUUUACCUAAGUUCUGGGUGAUAUUACUUCAUUUAUAAAUUAUUUAUCUUAUUUUGUCAACAACACUACAACAUGGCUAUUUUGGUGUCGUUCUGAGACUGCUGAUCAUUGCUUUUGUUUACACUGUUAAAGCAUCUAAUUGUUAUAGGAUUUUAAACAAAAUAACACUCAGAUUUUUGUUAGUGCAGCAAUAUGUACUGGGUGUUUGUGUCGUAAUGUUAAGAUUACAAAUGACUGUUAUCACCAUCUAAUUAUUGAUGUUUCACUUCAUGAAGUUUCAGAGAUUUUCUCUUCAAAUAUUUGGUUUAUACAUAUAUUUUUACACUCUUCAUAUGUAUCUUUUUUAAAUCUGUCAAGUUUUCAUCAAUUGGAAGUGUUGUGAGACAAGAGG